Aricia agestis (brown argus) is the source of this 4507-nucleotide messenger RNA. RefSeq names its product toll-like receptor 6 (gene Toll-6). The coding region runs from base 368 to 4186 and encodes 1272 amino acids. NCBI's taxonomy places the organism in Eukaryota, Metazoa, Arthropoda, Insecta, Lepidoptera, Lycaenidae. Gene Ontology annotation, cellular component: extracellular matrix. Gene Ontology annotation, molecular function: protein binding. Gene Ontology annotation, biological process: signal transduction. The transcript has a single exon. The record is from RefSeq and is a predicted model, not a curated record.
GGCACGGUCGCGCCGCUCGACGCCGUGAUCGGAUGUACGUUGUGAGCACGAUCAUCAAUACGUGCGAAACGAAAUAUAGUGAACGUGGACUGUAACAUAAAAUUAAGUUAAAAAGUUUAAAUAUUGACUCUGAAAAGUGAAAUACAGUGAGCGUUAUCGAAUUAAAAAAAUAUUACAAAAUUAAUUCGCCGACGAUGUACGUAAAUAACAUAAGGACUGUUUUAUAAAUCAAGUAUUACUCGUUGAUUAAUAAAUUGAUGGAUACGUAUCCGGCGGGGGGACGACGCAAACAAAUGCCGACGGAGAAAACAUGACAACGAGCCAUUUGUGCUUUAUUUUCUUCGCCCCUGAAAUUUAAGUUAUCAAAAUGGCUCUCUACUCUUCGAAAACUAUCAAGCGAGUUUUGUUGUGCCUCGUCGUCGUAUUGAAUGUCGCGGAUCAGAGUUCUAUGCCGCUGAAAUACGAAGCCCCCGAUGACUGCCAGUGGUGGCUGAGAGGCCCCAACGAUGCCCACGAAGUUUCCCUCACGUGUAAACUCCGAACCAUAAACAGUGAAUUCGACACCACCAACUUCAGUGUUAUUCCCUCGGAGCACACCACAUCCCUCCGUAUAGAGUGCAACGAAGAAAUGAUGUACAAGAGUACGUUAAACGACCGUAGUUUUGCGCAUUUAAUCAAACUACGUGAACUUGUUUUAGAUAACUGUAAAAUCGGAAGAUGGCCGCCCGGCGUACUAUCUGGAUUACGAGACCUCCGAAAUUUAACGAUCAGAACUAAAAACACCGAGUGGGCCGCUAUGAGUUUAGAAAUAGCGUCGGAGAGCUUUACGGCUGUGCGCCAACUUGAAAAGUUAGACUUAAGUUUUAAUAAUAUUUGGUCGUUUCCUGAGAAUCUCUUCUGCUCGCUCUCAAACUUAGUCUACUUAAAUGUCUCAUCGAAUAGAUUGCAAGACGUGAGCGAUCUAGGCUUUAGAGAAAGGGCCAUUCAUCAAGCUUUAGUGAGUGAACACGACGCAGUCGAAGCUUCUUCAGUACCAUUACCGCAUAGUUCAUGUUCAUUAGAUAUUGAAGUGUUAGACGCGUCGAGCAAUAACUUUGUGCUCAUGCCAGAAAAUGGAUUUAUGGCUCUGAGAAGACUAAAGGAGUUACAUAUUCAUGACAAUGAAAUAUCUAUGGUCGCCGACAGAGCUUUGUCGGGAUUGAAACAACUGCAAAUAAUAGAUAUGUCUAAUAAUAAAAUAGUGGCCCUUCCUCAAGAUUUAUUCAAAGACUGCAGGCCGGCUAUAAAAGAAAUUUAUUUGCAAAACAAUUCAAUCAGUGUCCUUUCACCGAGUUUGUUUUCGAAUCUCGAUCAGCUGUUAGCAUUGGAUUUAUCAAACAAUCAUUUAUCAAGUAAAUGGAUAAACGAAAAUACCUUUACCGGUCUCAUUAGGAUGGUGCUACUAAAUCUAUCGAACAACCGACUAACAAAACUCGAGCCAAGAAUUUUCAAAGAUUUGUACACUUUACAAAUUUUGAAUGUUCAACACAAUAUGCUGGAAAGUAUAGCUGCAGAUACAUUUGCACCAAUGAAUAAUUUGCAUACACUUAUUUUGUCAUACAACAAAAUUUCUCACAUCGAUGCAUAUGCACUAAAUGGACUCUAUGUGCUAUCUUUAUUAUCAAUUGAUAACAAUCAUCUCGAAGAGCUGCAUCCUGAGGCCUUCAGAAACACAUCAUCACUUCAAGAUUUAAACCUGAAUGGAAACCGGCUGAAGAAAGUACCUAUUGCUCUGAGAAAUAUGCGUUUACUUAGAACACUAGAUCUUGGUGAAAAUCAAAUAACAUCCUUAGAGGAAUCCGGCUUCGUGGGACUACACAAUGUUUAUGGUUUACGCCUUAUUGGUAAUAAAAUUGAAAACAUAAGCAAAGAUGUGUUUACUGACUUGCCGUCUUUGCAAAUUCUAAAUUUAGCGCGAAACAAGCUAAGACGCAUCGACAUGAACGCCUUUGAGACGUUAACAAAUCUACAAGCAGUAAGAUUAGACGCUAACCAGCUAACCGACAUCCAAGGACUGUUUGUCAAUAUCCCUUCUCUGUUGUGGUUGAACGUAUCAGAUAACCAAAUAGAAUGGUUCGACUACGCCGUAAUUCCUACAGGUUUACAGUGGCUCGAUCUUCACAGCAACAACAUAAAAGAGUUGAGCAAUAACUACCGUUUGGACAAAGAAUUACGUUUACAAACGCUCGACGCGAGUUUCAACAAAAUGACAAGAAUUCACACCUACUCUAUACCUAGUAGUGUCGAACUUUUGUUCCUCAACGACAAUCAAAUAACACAAGUGGAAGCCCAAACUUUCGUCGGAAAAACGAAUUUAACGAGAGUCGAUUUAUAUGCAAAUCAGAUAACCAGCAUGGAUCUUAAUGCGCUGCGUCUAACGCCAGUUGAUCCAGGUCGACCAUUACCAGAAUUUUAUAUCGGCGGAAAUCCAUUUCAAUGUGACUGUACUAUGGAAUGGCUGCAGCGGAUCAAUAAACUUGACCAUUUGCGACAACAUCCACGAGUUAUGGACUUAGAAAGCAUUUAUUGUAAAUUACUUUACAAUCGUGAAAGGACCUAUAUUCCCCUAAUCGAGGCGGAGUCAUCGCAGUUUUUGUGUACAUAUAAAACUCAUUGUUUUACGUUGUGUCAUUGUUGUGAUUUUGACGCGUGUGAUUGUGAAAUGACGUGUCCGUCGAACUGUACGUGUUAUCAUGACCAACCGUGGUCAGCGAACAUAGUGGACUGUUCCGCGGCCGGGUACUCCGAGAUACCUAACACUAUACCUAUGGACGCUACUGAACUCUAUUUAGAUGGUAACAAUUUUGGUGGUCUAACGAGUCAUGCUUUUAUUGGACGUAAGAAUUUAAAAAUAUUGUAUGCUAAUAACUCUAAUAUCGAUGCGCUGUAUAAUAAUACAUUUAGUGGACUAAAACGCUUAACAGUGUUGCAUUUAGAGAAGAACAAUAUCAAAGAGUUGCUAGGUUUUGAACUAUCACCUUUAGAAAGUUUGCGUGAGUUACAUCUACAAGACAAUAAAAUACAUUACAUCGAUAACAGAACUUUCAUGGAGUUGAGACAUUUAGAAGUUUUACGGUUAGAGGGGAAUAACAUUUAUAGUUUCUCAGUGUGGCAAUUCACGAUGAAUCCUUAUUUGGUAGAGAUUAGUCUCUCUCGUAAUCCUUGGUCGUGCGACUGCCAGUACAUGCAUAAAUUUAGAAGCUGGUUUAAAAAUAAUUUAGGCAAAGUAGAGGACUCCGAUAAAAUAACUUGCAUUUUUGAUAACGUAACGAACACCGUAGGACCGCAAAUGAUAGAUUUCAACUCCACAAUAUGCACGAGUCACAUGGGAGGAAGCUCAUCAAUAAUAGAAAAUCAAGUCAUUAACGACUAUUUGCCUCUGCUUUUAAUAUCGCUCUGUGUAUUCGUAAUCAGCUCCGCUCUAAUAUGCGGCGUGUUUUAUUGGAGGCGCGAGCUCCGAGUCUGGAUUUAUUAUCACUGCGGUUUCCGCAUGUGUUACAAAAGCACGGUGUUCGAUGACGAGGCCGAUAAAGAUAGAUUAUUUGACGCCUACAUAAGCUACAGCGUAAAAGACGAGGCUUUCGUUGCCCAGAUGCUAGCGCCCGGCCUAGAAUCCUCGGACCCAAGUUUUCGUCUCUGCCUCCACUACCGAGAUUUUAACGCCUCGGCCUACGUGGCGGACACGAUAAUAGAGGCCGUCGAGUCCUCGAAGCGGACCAUAAUAGUCCUAUCUAAAAACUUUAUCAACAACGAGUGGUGUCGGUUCGAAUUCAAAACGGCCCUCCACGAGGUGUUAAAAGAAAGACGAAGAAGACUGAUAAUAAUACUACUGGGCGAGCUGCCGAACAGGGACAUAGAUCCCGAGUUGAGAUUAUGUUUGAAAGCGAACACGUGCAUCGAGUGGGGCGAUAGACAGUUCUGGCAGAAGUUGCGAUUCGCGAUGCCGGACUUGCGGAAGUGUCAGUACCACCGGUCGACUGUGAACAUUUACGCGUCUGUGUCGCCGGUCGGCGGGCGGGCCCCGGCGCCGCCGCCGCCGCCGCCGCCCGGCAAGCUGCCGCCGCUGCUGGGCGACGCGCUGGGCGACCGGCUCGCGGUGCCGCACGACCACCACCGCCUCCCCCCGCACGCCCAGCUCUGGGCGUAGCGUAUGCUUCAACGCAGGUAACUCUCGAUCUGCGACGCUUAAGCGUAUUAGUCCAAAAAAGUGAUAAUUAAUUUUAAGUUACUGUAUUUAUUGUGUACAUGCCGCAAUUGUAUAGCUAGUUUUAUUUAUGAAUAUUCCUAAUAAUUCUGCGAUAGUAACUCGUAGGAACUAAAACGUUGUAAAUAACGCAAAGUUAUGACGAUUCCGAUGCUUAAAUUAUUAUAAUGCCAAAGUUAUAAACUUACUAUGUACAAACACAUUUUUAACUGUUAAUUACAAAUAUGAGACUGUAAAUAAUUAUUUUUUAUUUUUGUAUAUAAU